AUGGAAAAACACAAACAACCUACUUAUAAAUACUGUAUUGUGCCCGAGUGUAAGAAUACCAUAAGGAAUGCACCAGAUAAAGUGUUUUUUCUUGUCCCAAGAGGUAUCGAGAUAAGGAGACAGUGGUGUAAAAUAAUUAAAAGAGAUAGGAUAUCUCCAUCAACUCCUUUAUAUUGUUGUGAAGAUCAUUUCAAUGUUGAAGAGGAUACAGAUAAUUAUAUUCAGUACAAAAUAAUGACACAAAUAAAACAAAAAGUUAUAUUACGAUUAAAGAAAGGUAUCCUGCCUCAUAAAUUUCAGUGUCAAAAUGAUACUGAGUUGCAGCCACCGCCAAAGAGAAAAGGUUCCUUAAAGCGCAAACAUCAAGAAAUAAUUGAAGAAGCUUCAUCUACACCUCAUGCUAAUGAAAGUGAUAAUGUACUAAUAAUUACUAAAUCAUCACUAAACAAUCAUUUAGAAGCAGACAGUUCAUCUUCAUGUUAUAUACAGACAAUAGAAGAUAAUGAAACUAAAAAUAUAUGUGAACCUGGUUGCAGCCCUUCUUUUUAUAAUGUAUAUGAUAAAAAAAUCUCCAUCACUCAACCUUCAGUGUCAUCAUCAUCUUUUGAAUCAGAAAUGAGUUCUGAUUUGAGCUGUAUAGAGGGUGAUUCGGACAAAGACACACAAUUUAAGAAAGAAAUGCAUAGAUGCAUGUUAAUAGCUAUUGAAAAGAACCCUAAAAUGUUAAUAGGCUUACCAAAAAGAUCAUAUUAUUUAAUAAGGUUAUUAAGUGAAAAUAUUCCACUUCCCACAGCAGACAUUUUAAUAACAUUAAAGAAACUAAAACUAAAUGAAUCUUUCAGUAUAUUAGCUUUACAAUUUGGGUACACACAGAGUAAAAUCAGUGAAAUUUUUUUUAAGAGUAUACCUUUACUGUCAGAGAAAAUGAAAGAAUUGAUUGUAUGGCCAACACCUACAGAGAUUUCUAAAAAUUUGCCUUCACCUUUUAGGGCCAGAUGCUCUAAUGUGGUUUCUAUAAUUGAUUGCCUCGAAAUACAAAUUGAAAAACCAACAAAUGCAGUCAACCAGUCACAAUAUGAGAAAUGUAACACAAUGAAGUACUUAAUUUCUUGUACACCUGAUGGCUUGGUGAAUUUUGUUUCUGUUGGAUACAGUGGCGAGGCAACUGAUAUAAUGCUAAUUGAAGAAAGUGGUUUUCUUGAGCGUUUACCACCUAACACUGCAGUUUUGGUAGACAGAGGCUUUAAUGGUAUAUCACAUUUGCUACAAAAAAAAGAUUGUACCGUUAAAAGACUCCCUUCUAAGUCCAUUGGUGUAAAAAAUGUUAAUCUGUUGAAAAGAAUAGCAUCAUUAAGGCUUCACAUAGAACGUAUUUUGGAAAGAUUAAGGCAAUUUCAUAUGUUACUACCUCAUGCAUGUAUUGACCACGACUUAGUCCCUGUUAUAGACGAUGUUAUAUUAGUAGCUUGUGGGUUAAUCAAUACACAGUAUAUUUUAUUAAAAAAG
Messenger RNA from Brenthis ino (lesser marbled fritillary), 1506 nucleotides. NCBI's taxonomy places the organism in Eukaryota, Metazoa, Arthropoda, Insecta, Lepidoptera, Nymphalidae. The record is from the annotation of a GenBank genome assembly.